AUGUUCCCAUCGUUUUGUGGGGCUAAUGAACAGCACAAUACGUUUGAAACCGGGCUUCCGAAUGUUUCGAUAUGUGUCCAACACACGUUGCUCGUCUGGCUGCCCACCAUCUUUUUCGUGUGCUCUGUUCCAUUUCUAGUUUCUCAAUGCCAUCUGAACGCCCAGCGAUUCGCUAGGCUACCAAUUAGCUUCAUUUUUGUAUUUAAAAUCAUGCUAUCCGCGUUUCUAGCAAUUAAUUCAUUAUGCGUCUGGUGUUACGUUCUAUUCUCAUCGCAAUCAUUCCCGGGUGCAUAUUACGUGUACCCCGCAUGUCUACUCUUGGUCUAUACUGCCACAACAUUACUUCAUUUCGUCCGUCUUCGGUGUGGUCUCGUUAGUUCAGGUGUCCAGCAUAUCACUGCACUUAUUUUUCUUAUCACCGGCGCUCCUGAGUUCUAUCAGUGGGUGCGAUCAGGCAACGAGAGUAAUCAAGUAUUAGAUUCAUUUCUGUGCAUCGCCUAUCUUUCAUACUACCCGGCUCUUUUUGUGUACACAUUCCUGCUCUCUUUCGCCGAUCCGCGAGCCGAAAAACAUGCCGACGGCCAGAGUCCUGAACUUCAGAGCUCAUUCUUGAAUCGUCUCACUCUCUGGUGGUUCAACAGGGUUCCAUGGAUUGGCGCCCAACGGAAUUUGGAGUUGGAAGAUGUCUUUGAGCUCAAUGAUCGCAGCAAAUCGGAGCAUCUCAACGAGCUGUGGGAAACGUUCUGGGAGCCGAAGCGACAAAAAUACAUUCACGACAAAAGCAUUUGGAGCAAGAAUCAGGGCAAACCUGUCGAGCAGCCUUCUGUUGUCGCCACGCUGUUCAGAAUGUUUCGAUGGGAAUUCCUGUUGGCUUCUAUUCUCAAAUUCACUUCAGAUACUAUGCAGUUUGCAAGUCCUUUCCUUUUACACGAACUUUUGAGCUUUGUCUCAUCACCGAAUGCUCCGUUCUGGAAAGGAGCCGCUUUGAGUAUACUCAUGUUCGCCUCAUCUGAGACGCGCUCACUUCUUCUCAACUCAUAUUUUUACAUCAUGUUCCGUAUGGGAAUUAAGAUUCAAACCGCCCUUACAGCAGCAGUUUAUAAGAAAACAUUAUGCAUUUCAAAUUCUGCCAGACGCGACAAAACUGCAGGAGAAAUCGUUAACUUGAUGGCUAUUGAUGUUGAAAGAUUCCAAAUGAUCACACCCCAAAUUCAGCAACUCUGGAGUUGUCCUUAUCAGAUCACAUUCGCAUUGGUUUAUCUUUUCAUAACCCUUGGAUAUUCUGCUGUCCCAGGAGUCAUCAUUAUGAUCAUUUUUGUUCCAAUGAACAUCAUCAGCUCAAUGAUUGUAAGAAAAUGGCAAAUGGAGCAGAUGAAAUUGAAAGAUGAACGUACCAAAAUGGUCAACGAGGUUCUCAACGGCAUGAAAGUUGUGAAGUUGUACGCCUGGGAGAUUCCCAUGGAGGAGCAUAUCGAGAAUAUUCGAAAGAAGGAGCUCCGGCUUAUUAAGAAGGCAGCAAUUGUUAGGAACACUCUGGACUCAUUCAACACGGCCAGUCCAUUUCUGGUGGCGCUUUUCUCAUUCGGAACUUUUGUUUUGUCAAAUCCGAAACAUCUUCUGACACCACAAAUUGCAUUCGUUUCCCUAACUUUGUUCAAUCAGCUAAGAUCGCCGAUGACGAUGAUCGCAUUGUUGAUUAAUCAGAUUGUCCAGGCGGUGGUGUCGAACAAGCGGCUGAAGGAUUUUCUCGUCGCCGAUGAAAUUGAUGACAAAUGUGUGGAGAGGAACUCGAAUAUUGAUAGGAACCCAGAUGUUAUAAAAAUGGAAGAUUUAACGGCAUCGUGGGAUGGUGACAGUCAAGGGCAUGCGACAUUGGAAGAUAUUAAUCUUAAAGCUAGCCGGAAGGCUCUUGUUGCGGUUGUGGGAAAAGUUGGAAGCGGAAAGAGCAGUCUACUUCAAGCAAUGCUGGGAGAGAUGGGAAAACUGAAAGGACGAAUUGGACUCAGUGGCAAGGUUGCCUAUGUCCCUCAACAGCCUUGGAUUCAAAAUAUGACUCUUAAAGAUAAUAUCGUUUUCGGGAAACCGUUUGAUAGAAAAAAAUAUGAUGAGGUGCUUUAUGCUUGUGCCUUGAAAGCUGACAUAAAGAUCCUGCCAGCUGGAGAUCAAACAGAAAUAGGAGAAAAGGGUAUCAACUUGUCGGGAGGUCAGAAAGCACGAGUUUCUUUAGCUCGCGCGGUCUAUCAGAAUCUUGACGUUUAUCUUCUUGAUGAUCCGUUGUCUGCUGUUGAUGCUCAUGUGGGAAGACAUAUUUUCGAAAAGGUGAUUGGUCCAAACGGACUGCUUCGUGAGAAAACGAGAAUUCUGGUGACCCAUGGUUUGACUUAUACCAAAUUUGCCGAUGAGAUUAAUGUGAUGGAUGACGGCGCAAUUGUCGAAACUGGAACUUACAACGAGCUAAUAAAGAAGCGCGGAAAAUUCUUUGAGUUUGUGGAAGAAUACAAAUCAUCGGAAUCUCAGGAAAAUGAAAGUGAUGAAGAAUUUGAGGAGAUUAUUGAUGAGAAAGAUUACAUGAAUUCUGAAGAUGUGUCACUAACGAUUGCUAACGAACUAAACGAUAGAGUUAAAACGCCCGAGCUUACCACUCAACUUUCAUCAAUCUCUUCUCCUGAAAAAACAACAGCCAUUGACAACAAGCUCAUCAAAAAGGAAGACGUUUCUUAUGGAAAGGUGAAGCUGCGGACAUAUCAGCUCUACGUCAAAGCGGCCACCUACCAUCUCUCAAUACUAUUUAAUAUGUUUUUCGUGUUCUACAUGAUAUUCCAAACUCUUCGCAGCUUCUGGUUGUCGGCAUGGUCCGACGACUACGAUCCAGAUGAUCCGUCGCCGAAUCCGAUGGCUGUUGGAUGGAGGUUGGGAGUUUACGGAGUAAUUGGUGUUGGAGAAGCGUCAUGCUUCUUUUUGGCCCUUUUUACAUUAGUUUUUACCGGUCAACGAGCCUCAAAAAAUCUUCACUCACCAUUAAUCCAUAAUUUAAUGCGAUCGCCGAUGUCAUUUUACGAUACCACACCACUUGGAAGAAUAUUAAAUCGUUGUGCAAAGGAUAUUGAAACUAUCGAUAUGUUGCUGCCAAUGAACUUUCGCUAUCUGGUCAUGUGCGUUUUGCAGGUCAUUUUCACAUUGAUUGUCAUUAUCAUAUCUACUCCAUUGUUCGCUGUUGUCAUUGUCCCAAUUUCGGUGGUGUAUCUCAUUUUCUUGAAAUUCUAUGUGCCGACUUCUCGCCAAUUAAAACGUCUUGAAAGUGUCUACAGAUCCCCAAUAUAUUCACAUUUCGGCGAAACGAUUCAAGGAGUUGCGACGAUUCGAGCUUUUGAAAAGGUUUCCGAGUUCCGCACCCAUUCCGGCAAUAUUGUCGACAGAUUUAUUCGAUGCAAAUACUCGAAUGUUGUGUCGAAUCGAUGGUUGGCUGUGAGACUUGAACUUGUUGGAAACAUUAUUAUCUUCUUUGCUGCGAUCUUCGCGGUGCUUUCGAAGGAGUUUGGAUGGAUUUCGAGUCCGGGAGUUGUUGGAGUUUCCAUUUCAUACGCGUUGAAUGUUACUGAGGUGCUCAAUUUUGCUGUGCGGCAAGUUAGUGAAGUUGAAGCGAAUAUUGUGGCGGUUGAACGUGUUGACGAGUACACGAAAACGCCAAAUGAGGCGGCCUGGAGAAUUGACGAAACUGCCCCAGACAAGAGCUGGCCGCAAAACGGAGUGGUCAAAUUUGAUCAAUAUUCUACGCGAUAUAGAGAAGGCCUUGAUUUGGUUUUGCGGGGAAUUUCCGCCGACGUCAAGGCUGGAGAGAAGAUUGGAAUUGUGGGAAGAACUGGAGCUGGAAAAUCAUCAUUUGCUCUUGCACUUUUCCGAAUGAUUGAACCCGCCGGUGGUCGGAUUCUUAUUGAUGGUGUUGAUGUCUCGAAAAUCGGACUUCAUAAUCUCCGGUCAAGCAUUACCAUUAUCCCACAGGAUCCCGUUCUCUUCUCAGGAUCGCUUCGAUUCAAUCUGGAUCCAUUCGGUCAGUACACGGAUGAAAAUAUUUGGACAGCAUUGGAGCUCGCCCAUCUUAAGUCAUUCGCUUCUUCUUUAUCCGGGGGUCUUUCUUAUUCAAUCAGUGAGGCUGGAGAAAAUUUGAGUGUUGGUCAACGACAGUUGGUGGCUCUUGCUCGUGCUCUUUUACGGCACACUAAGGUUUUAGUGCUGGACGAAGCUACAGCGGCUGUUGAUGUCACAACAGAUGCUUUAAUUCAAGAAACCAUCAGAAGCGAGUUCAAGGAUUGCACAGUGUUCACAAUUGCUCAUCGAUUAAACACUAUCAUGGAUUAUGAUAGAAUCAUGGUAUUGGACAAGGGCCAAAUCCUUGAAUUUGAUUCCCCAGAUGCUCUCAUGGCUGAUAAGAAUAGUGCUUUCGCGAAAAUGGUGGCCGAUUCACAGCAGGAGCAGGAGAAGUGA
This is a messenger RNA of Caenorhabditis bovis, 4482 nucleotides long. The record is from the annotation of a GenBank genome assembly. Lineage: Eukaryota; Metazoa; Nematoda; Chromadorea; Rhabditida; Rhabditidae.